This is a messenger RNA of Cryphonectria parasitica EP155, 840 nucleotides long. RefSeq lists its product as uncharacterized. Lineage: Eukaryota; Fungi; Ascomycota; Sordariomycetes; Diaporthales; Cryphonectriaceae. The annotation marks the transcript as partial. The transcript is spliced from 2 exons. The record is from RefSeq and is a predicted model, not a curated record.
AUGGCGACACCCGAGCACUGUCUCUACUGCUUCGAGUCCCUCGCAGCCAAGCUCGAGGACCGUGACGCCCUCUCCCUCAAGGGCGUGCAAAAGUCCUACGCCGCCUACCUCACCUCCCUCACUUCCUCUCAGUCCGACGAAACCUCUCCAGCCAAGAAGAUCCCCGCCCUGCGCCGCCUUGCCGCAGCAUCCUCCUCCGCCGUGGGGCUGUCGUCGUCGUCCUCCUCCCUAGCAGCCUCCGGUAGCUCCUCCUCCACCUCCCUCUCAGACAACACCGCCGCCACCAGCAUCUCCUCCUCCUCCGACAGCACACAGGUGACGGACCCACACGCAUGCUACCCGCUCUUUGUGACCUGGGACAAGCACCACGCCGCCUCCUCCGCCUGGCACCUGCGCGGCUGCAUCGGGACCUUUUCCGCCGAGGAACCCCUCUCCUCGGCGCUGUCCGAGUACGCCAUCAUCUCCGCCCUGCACGACUCGCGCUUCGCCCCUGUCCCUCUGCGCGAGCUGCCCCAGCUCCGCUGCGCCGUCACCCUCCUGACCAAUUUCGAGGAAUGCGCCGGCGUCGACGACUGGACCGUCGGCGAGCACGGCAUCCGCAUCUCCUUCACCUGGCAGGGCCGCAGGUACGGGAGCACCUAUCUCCCCUCCGUCGCCCCCGAGCAGGGCUGGGACAAGGAGCAGACUAUGCUGAGCCUCAUGCGCAAGGCCGGCUGGGAGGGCAAGAGGAGCACUUGGCGGGACGUUGCCGAGAGGAGCGCCAUGCGGGUCGAGAGGUACCGCGGGGACAAGGAGGAGGUUGACUAUGCCGAGUACAAGGCCUGGAGGGAUUGGGUGGAC